Molecule: messenger RNA, 822 nt
Organism: Rotaria socialis
Lineage: Eukaryota; Metazoa; Rotifera; Eurotatoria; Philodinida; Philodinidae
Source: the annotation of a GenBank genome assembly
AUGUCGUUCGUGCUAGUAGUAUUUCUUUCUGUAUUAUUACAUGAAGAAGUUAAGGGUGAUUUAUCUGGUGAUGUUAUGCAAAUGGUCAAGCGUCUUAUUCAAUCGAAUUGUGCUUGUUCUCAAAAUGAAUGUUGUUCAAAAUGGGGCUAUUGUGGCCGAACAGAUGCUUAUUGUGGUGAAGGUUGUCAAUCAGGUCCAUGUAAAAUUUCAUCGAAAGCUAAACAGAAUUAUUUUGAUGUAACAUUAGAAAAAUUUUCAUGUGUUUUUUCGAAUAUUGAUGCUCAACUACGUGUUCGUCGUUUCAAUGGUUUACAAGAGGCUAUGAAAUUAAUGAAAUGGAAACCAGUAAAUAGUAGAGAAGCAGCUGUAUUUCUUGCUCAUGUUUCGCAUGAAACUGAUGGCCUAAAAACUCUCAAUGAAUAUUGUUCUCAGAAAAAUACUUGUAAUAAUUAUGAAAUAUCUUGGUGUUCAAUUGAAGCUAAUCCCAAUAGAAAAUAUUACGGUCGUGGCUGGUUUCAAUUAUCAUACCCAUGCAAUUAUUACAGUGCUGGAAAAGCGCUCGGUCUUGAUUUACUUAAUAAUCCAGAUUUCGUUAGUCGAACCGAUCGAAUAGCUGCGUCAACAGCAAUUUGGUAUUAUAAAGAAACAGGCAUGGAUAAAUUGGCACAACAAGAUAAUUUUGGUGGUACAACUCGAAAAUUAAAUGAAUAUGAAUGUUCUGGUAAAGCUGGCUAUCAUAUGCAAGCAGCACGAUUGCAAACUUAUCAUAGAGUACGCAAAUGUUUUGAUCUUCCACCAACAACAACGAAUCUUACUUGCUAG